UGACAACCAGGUGUGCCCCAAUCAGACCCCAUUGGUUUUUUUGGUUAAUAGUUGAAACACCCGAACUACUACUGCUUACCCGCCAUUUCUUUUUCUUCAUUCAUUCAUUGGCCAUGAAAAGUCGCCGGAGAUCUAGUUCCCUUAAUGGAUCUAUGUCCUCUAGCUCCACGUAUUCCCCUACACCAGAUCGAUUACCUCAUUCACCUAACUCAUCCACUUACUCCUCCACUACUACAACUUCUCUCAAGUCAAAUUCCGGUAGGAAUCCGGUCAGAAUCGUUGCAGAUGCUUUUGUUUCAUGUUUCACUUCUCCGGAAACUAAGCCUUCGAGUUCUAAUUUUGGUGAUUCUGAUUCAUUUCAAGCUCCUUCAGUUGCAUCUGAUGGCGCAAGGGAGAAGAAACCCAGUAGCAGUAACAAUAGAGGUCGAAGCAUCUACGGAAGUGAAAAUAAUUCAACUCACAGAAAAAAAGCUGGGAGUAUUAAAUUCACCAUGGAAGAUAUCUACAAGGCCACAAAAAACUUUUCCCCAAGCCUUAAAAUUGGACAAGGAGGUUUCGGGAUAGUUUACAAGGGUUGCCUAGUGGAUGGAACAGUUGUUGCGGUCAAACGCGCCAAAAAGAAUAUACAUGAUAAACACGCGGGAGCUGAAUUUAAAAGCGAGGUUCGAACUUUAGAAAAAAUUGAACAUCUAAAUUUGGUAAAGUUUUACGGGUUCUUGGAGCAUGGAGAAGAAAGAAUUUUGGUGGUUGAGUAUGUUCCCAAUGGAACUCUUAGGGAACACUUGGACAGUGAGUUCUUGAUUUCUGAGUUUUCAUUUUCCAUCAAUAUAAUGUUAUGCUCUGGCAUUCACAAUUGCGGCUUUCAAUGCUUAUCUAUAAUACUGAUACCAUUUAAUGAUGCAGGUGUUAAUGGAAAUGUUCUUGAUUUUGCAUCAAGACUAGACAUUGGAAUAGAUGUAGGACAUGCAAUUACAUAUUUGCAUAUGUAUACAGAUCACCCUAUUAUCCAUCGAGACAUCAAGUCUUCCAACAUUCUCCUCACCGAAAACCUUCGGGCUAAGGUGGCCGAUUUUGGUUUUGCAAGGCUAGCAGCUGAUAUUGAGUCAGGAGCCACACAUGUUUCUACUCAAGUUAAAGGGACUGCAGGCUACUUAGAUCCUGAAUACCUGAGUACCUAUCAACUUACUGAGAAGAGUGAUGUCUAUUCAUUUGGUGUUUUACUUGUGGAACUUGUUACUGGAAGGCGGCCUAUCGAGCCAAAAAAAGAAAUCAAAGAGCGCAUUACUGCAAGAUGGGCAAUGAAGAAAUUCACCAGUGGAGAUGCAAUCUUAACUUUGGAUCCAAGGUUAGAAAGAUCUGCUGCAAAUAGUUUGGCCAUGGAAAAAAUUUAUGAACUAGCUUUGCAAUGUUUGGCUCCUCAUCGACACAACCGGCCUACCAUGAGGAAGUGUGCUGAGAUUCUAUGGAGCAUCCGCAAGGAUUACAGAGAACUAGCAGGCUGAAACCCCCCCCCCCCUCUCUCUGUUUGAAGAGUGAACAGAAUGUAUGUGUUUUUGUGUUGUAUGUACACAUAAAAGGUAAGUGGCAGGGAACGUAUUUCUGAUGGUGAGAAAGAUGUCAUUCAAAAGAAGGCGGGACAUAUUUUGGAAAGAUGUGAUAAUUACAUUGAUAUUGGAAUGUAUAGAUACGUACUAAGUAAUAUAUUUGAGGGAGAAAUGAGUACGUUGUAAUUAAUGGAAAUUUGGCCUCUUGGCAAAGAAUUGUGAAGGGAAAACCGUAGUGAUUUAUAUGAGAAGGAAUCUAACAACUUUUUGGUG
This is a messenger RNA of Capsicum annuum, 1817 nucleotides long. RefSeq names its product calmodulin-binding receptor-like cytoplasmic kinase 2. Gene Ontology annotation, molecular function: ATP binding; protein kinase activity. Bases 114 to 1502 code for a protein of 462 amino acids. The record is from RefSeq and is a predicted model, not a curated record. NCBI's taxonomy places the organism in Eukaryota, Viridiplantae, Streptophyta, Magnoliopsida, Solanales, Solanaceae. Gene Ontology annotation, biological process: protein phosphorylation. The transcript is spliced from 5 exons.